Messenger RNA from Lampris incognitus (smalleye Pacific opah), 2180 nucleotides. It is a transcript of the gene tmem129, whose product is annotated as transmembrane protein 129, E3 ubiquitin protein ligase. Gene Ontology annotation, cellular component: endoplasmic reticulum; membrane. The record is from RefSeq and is a predicted model, not a curated record. Lineage: Eukaryota; Metazoa; Chordata; Actinopteri; Lampriformes; Lampridae. Gene Ontology annotation, biological process: protein ubiquitination. Gene Ontology annotation, molecular function: ubiquitin protein ligase activity. Bases 81 to 1181 code for a protein of 366 amino acids. The transcript is spliced from 7 exons.
GUUGUGCUGGUAGCAGGCGUCUUCUUUUCGCAGAUGUAAAUAACGUAUGUACUCCAUACGUACAGUUACAAACUACUACUAUGGAGAGCCCGGAAGUAACGUUCACGCUGGCUUACAUUGGGUUCGCGUGUUGCUUCGUGUUUACGCCGAACGAGUUCCGGUCGGCAGGUUUGACUGUCCAGAACCUGUUUUCCUCCUACUUAGGAAGCGAAGCCGUCGGCUUCAUCCGGUACCACACGAGAAGGACCAGUAUCACCGUUGUGAUCCACGCUGCUCUGCCCCUAGGUUACUACUCUGGAAUGUGUAUUGCUGCUCCUGAAAAGAAGCUAGCAUAUAUCAACCAGGUGAGUGACAGCUGGCGAGCCUUCCUGCUUCUCUCCGUGUGCCUCCAGCUGGCAAGCUGGGUGCUGGUUAUCUACUGGUCCUGCCGCCGCUGGGCCAACCAUCCCAUAUCCCGGGCCCUGCAGGCCCAUGCUGUGCCACCCCAGUCCGGCUGGGGCGCUGUGGCCGUCAGCAUCAACACAGAGUUCAGACGCAUAGAUAAGUUUGCUACAGGGCCCCCUGGAGCCAGAGUUAUUAUUACAGACACCUGGAUAUUAAAGGUCACUACCUAUCAUGUCCAUGUGGCAUUACAGAGCGACAGCCAUCUGACAGUGACUGAAUCCAGACAGCACCAGUUGAGCCCAGACUCCAGCACGCCCACACAGAUGCUGACUAUAAAACUGGCCAGUAUCAACCCUGCUGUUAAAGCAUUUGACAUCAGGCUGAACUCUGCAGAAUAUGUGGAGCUGAGAGACAAGUUGCAUGCCCCCAUCAGAAAUGCUGCCAAUGUUGUGAUACACCAAACUAUCAGUGACCUGUUCCUGGAAACGUUCAAGUCUCAGGUGGAACUCAACCAGCCGUAUACGCUCCCCAGUGGACAGGAGCUGGAGCCCUGCUGUGGCUGUAUGCAGGUUCCAGCAGGCACCAAGCUGGUCAGACUCUGCCGGGAGAAUGGUGAUGACAGUGAUUCAGAGUGCCAGCAGUGUUUCUGCAGACCGAUGUGGUGUCUAUCUUGUCUGGGUCGAUGGUUUGCCAGUCGCCAGGACCAGCAGAGACCUGAGACCUGGUUGGCCAGCAGAGUACCCUGCCCAACCUGUAGAGCCAAAUUCUGUAUACUGGAUGUGUGUCUGUUGCACUGACCACACACAGCAGUGGUCAUCCUGCUGUUAAAUAACUGUGGUUGGCUACACCACCCAGAGUUUCAGUAAUUGCAGGGGAGGUGAUUUUAGAACAAUAAAGCCAAAAUACUAUUUGAGAAGCUUUUGUGGCAAACGAAAGAAAUUGGGGAGAAACACUGUUUUACGCAAACAAACUCAGAAACAAGUGUGCAUACAGAGUGCCGGACAAAAAAUAAAUACAAAUUGCUUAUCCCUUACAAUGAAAUGUCAGUUUGUCCAUCAGUGUCCAUCAUACUGUAAUGAUUUGAGUGCCUUCUAACAAAAUUGGUCUUAAUUGGAGUGUUCGACUUGUCCUUGUCCACUCUGAUAAACAUGAAAGGUUAACAGAGACAAUCUAAAUCUGCUUCAAGAUCCAAAUAAACGGAACUGUAUUUGUUCCCUGAAACAGAUUCAGAAAUUGUGGAUGACUCCGUUUCCCUCCUUAUGUGCCUUUUUGUCACUUUGACUCGGUUUCUGCUCCACCAGUCAUGAAUUGUAUUUCACUUACCUGUUGAAUGAGCUUUUUUCAGUUAGAUCUUCUCAGUGCUUAAGCCUUUAUUUGUUAUCAGAUAGUUUUGUGUUCUGGUGUGUUACUGUGUGCAGGUAUGAGGUGUCUUUACCUGGCUUCAGUGAAGAGUUUAUCUGCUAGCUAAAUGACAAAAUAUUGUAAUUAAAAUAUCGUGUCACAUGAGCUCAGCUGGAGAUGGUGGCAUUGAAUUCUUCGUGGUGGUUCUCAAACAGAAUUUUCUGUGAAAUGACUUGUAUAACAGAGCUCUGAUCUUCCUCUAUGAAGUUUUUUUUUUGUCAUUUUUUUCUGUUGAGUAUGUCUACUAUACAACUCCUGCAAGAUAGUUUGUUCCAUGGACAUGUAAUUAGAUGUUUUCAUGCAGAAGUCUUGAGUCACUGAGCAACUGAAUAUUAUCGCCGCGUGUUAUUUUUUCAACGUGGUUUAAUGUCGAGGUUAAUAAAGACUUUACAUCA